AUGGGUGGGAGCAGCUCAAAGUGCGACCCGCCGGCGCCGUCUCCCCCGCCGCCGACGCCGCAGCCGCCCGCACCGGCGGAGGGGCGGGGAGGCUUUGCGGUGCCGCGCUCGGCGGAGGAGAUAGCCAAAGCGAGGCGGGCGCAGCGCGAUGCGGAGGCGGCGGCGGCGGCGGCGAUCAGCCGUCCCGUGCUCGCCGAGACGGCGCCGCACGAGAGUAACGUGCAGCGCCCCUCCGAGGGCGAGCCCGACGAGUGGCUUGCGGCGGCGGACGGCAGCUUCAGGCUCGUGAGCCCUUGCCGCGGCGGUGGGGCUGGCCCUCGCCUCACCCUGACGCUGGUGCGCGGGGCGGCGGGCGAGCCCUUCGGGCUCGACGUGACUUCGACCAACGUCGUCUCUCGAGUGAGAGAAGGCUCUCCAGCAGCCGCUGCGGGCGUGCGCGUGGCAGACGUCGUCUGCUCUGUCGCCGUGUCUGCAGCGCGCGAGGGGAGCAGCGGCGCGGCUGCAGCAGGGUGGCAGGGCAUCGUGGUCGACCUCGGAGGCGCGCGGGUGGUUGGCAAGCUCGCCCACGGCGCCGCAACGGACGCCCUCACGCUGACCGUGCUGCGCUGCGCGGAGGCGGAGGGCGGCGAUGGCGCGGCCAGAGGCUCUGGCAUCGAGACGAUAUAG
Molecule: messenger RNA, 666 nt
Organism: Emiliania huxleyi CCMP1516
Lineage: Eukaryota; Haptophyta; Isochrysidales; Noelaerhabdaceae
Exons: 2
Coding region: 1-666 (221 amino acids)
Molecular function (GO): protein binding
Source: RefSeq, a predicted model, not a curated record